Messenger RNA from Sinocyclocheilus grahami, 2099 nucleotides. Its product is annotated as Hermansky-Pudlak syndrome 5 protein-like. Gene Ontology annotation, biological process: developmental pigmentation. Gene Ontology annotation, cellular component: cytoplasm. The record is from RefSeq and is a predicted model, not a curated record. NCBI's taxonomy places the organism in Eukaryota, Metazoa, Chordata, Actinopteri, Cypriniformes, Cyprinidae. The transcript has 10 exons. The coding region runs from base 187 to 1809 and encodes 540 amino acids.
GCCCCUGGCCACACCCCCUCCAUUUACUGUAAUGGAUUGUACUACUAGAGUAAACAUGAAUAAUUAAUGCUCGUCUCAAAAAACAGCCCAGAAUUGAUCAUUUCUGGAACCGUGUGGAAGAACUUAUGAUGUACUUGUUGAAUUCAGAGGUGGUCAUUUUUAGAUUUUCAGUUUUUGACAUUUUUUAUGAAGCUUUGUGACUUAACUUGUUAUAUGAACACAAAGAAAUCCAUCUCUCAGAUCCAGGACCCCAUGGUUUUACUGGACCCCGUCUCUCUCUGCGAUGUACUUCGAGAGUGGGCUCCGGUUCUGGAGAGGGUCCUGGGUCCGGAGGAUCACACCAGACCUACAGAAAUAACAAAUCAAGAGGAGAGGACCCUGGAGGAGGAAGAGCUGGUUUCAUCGAUGUCCUGUUGCGUCGGGGUUCAGCCAGAGAUCUACUCUCCUAAUCUGGAUGAAUCCGCAACUCUCAGUGAAGAAGAGGACCUUGGAGAGAGCAUCCCUUGUUCCACCGCCCCAGUCAGAGCGCCGUUCCCACCUCUUGCGAGCCAUGUCGAACUAAUACAGCUGUUUUCCCCCAAACCUCUGCCCCCUGACCUCCAGGCUGACCUCUCGCAGCUGGCCUGUCUUUAUCUGGAGAUGGGCUGCCCCGGUAGAGGGGGCAUCGAAAGCGUGUGUGUGUUCCUCAGGAGGUACUUCUUCCUUUUGGACCAGGAGAGAGUGAGAAAGAUGUGUAUGCUGCGAUACAGAGAGCACCGCGAGGUGAUGAAGGCAUAUAUUGCUGGCAUGCUGGAGUUCACUCAGGCCAGUAAGGUGGUGGAGGUGAUUCAGAAGGGUGACCUGCUAAAGUCUCUGCGCAGCCUGAGAGAACUUCAGCCCUGGAACGCACCUCUGCUCCUCUCACACCUGUACAGACUCUAUGAUAAACACGGGGAGGUGGCUGUUCGUGCCUAUCCGCAGUUCUAUCCCACAAUCCUCCCCUCUGACAUUAUGGCCAUGGCUUUACCCAGCCACUACCUGCCUUAUCUGGACAAUCUGGUCCAAUCACGAGCCGAACAGCAACGGUUGUCUUUCUUGGGCUCUCUUCUCCAGCCAGAAACUCUGCGACAGGAUUGGCUGGAACUGGCGCUAUCCCAUGAUGCCCCACAAAGGGAAGACACACUCGCUCCUGAUGGACAGCCCAGGUGGCGCUCUCAUUUCUUCAGCUGGGGUUAUGGGCGUCUGCUGUCUCUGCUGAUCCGCCUGCCUGCUGAUCUGGCCUCCAAACAGAAGAUGCUGGAGAUGUGCAGAACUCAUGGGUAUUGGAUGGGUUACCUGUACCUGUGCAGAGAGCUGCAGCGGAGGCCCGAGGCUUUCAGUGCCAUCUGCAGACUGGACGACAUGACACUACUAGAGGGGGAUGAUGGAAUUGUACCUCAGUCUCUUGAUGAGUGGGUGGUGCUCCUCCAGCUCUCCCAGCAAAUCAGUUCAAGCGACGAAGCCCCGGCGGCUUCAGCUCUACCCAGCAGCCCCAAUGGAUCCUGUUCAGACGACACUAACGGCACGAGCGAUAGUUCUCCCGACCUAUCAGACGGUUCGACUGACUGGAGCAUUCGCAUCAGCCCAGAGAACGUCAUCCUGCGUCUGAUGCAGGUGUUCGGGCCGGACCGGGCCCUGACGGCCCUCCAGGAGCACGGGAUUCAGGUGGAUCUCGGUUCACGCUCCACACUGGUCUGCGAUCUGCUUCGUAUGGCUGAGAAGCGGCAAAGAGCACUGAUUCAGACCAUGUUGGAGCGCUGUGACCGGUUUCUAUGGUCUCAACAAGCUUAAAACUCCCGUGUCCACUUGAUCUCCACAUAUGCCUCCAGGACAUACAUGUAGUAUUUUGUCUCCUGUUUCCUAUUUAGCUAUUUAAUAAGCUGCUGACACAGUAUUAACAAUGGACCUUUUAUGUUAAACAUAAAUCCAUUAGUACAUAAAUUAUCAUAUUGAGUUGAAUGGAACAAUUUAUGUAAGAAUGCUUCAAUCUACACUUCCAUGUUCAUUAAUGAGGCACAACGUGUUUUCAUGUGGUUUUAGGACUAUACAGGAUAUACAGUAUAUUCCUUGAAUAUAUAAAA